Molecule: messenger RNA, 1464 nt
Organism: Strongylus vulgaris
Lineage: Eukaryota; Metazoa; Nematoda; Chromadorea; Rhabditida; Strongylidae
Source: the annotation of a GenBank genome assembly
AUGUUUGCUUGUUUAGGUUUGUCACUUGCCAUCUUCUAUGUUGUUGAAUCGAAUCGAUACGCUGAGCAACUGUAUGAGGAUUUACUCUAUUACUAUAACAAAAAUGUGCGACCGGAUGAAGUGAAUCAGGUUUUGACGACAAAUUUAUGGCUGGAAAUGCAAUGGUUUGACUACAAACUUUCUUGGGAUCCUGCACGAUGGGGUGGCAUCAGAAAGCUACAUAUACCUUCAGAUCAGAUAUGGAUCCCCGAUAUUUUGCUGUAUAACAAUGCGGACGGAGAGCCUCACAUUAGCAUUUUGAGUGAUGCUCUCGUCUAUCACAAUGGUCUUAUUGUUUGGAAACCUCCAAGCAUCUACAAAUCCUUUUGUCCAAUCAACAUUGAGUAUUUCCCCUAUGAUUCUCAAUCAUGUACGCUCAAAUUUGGUGGUUGGAAAUGGGAUCUAAUGUCACUGACAUCGCAACGUCACGAGCAAUUGUAUCCUGGAUGUUGUGGUCAGGAUUUCUAUAUCGAUGUCACUUUCGACAUCAGCCUGCGAAGAAAGACAUUGUUUUACACUGUGAACUUAGUGAUACCCUGUAUGCUUAUAGGCUAUAUUGCCAAAGUUAACUUUGCUUGUAAAGAACACUUUUCAGCGAUAUUGACCACAUUCGUAUUCUAUAUUCCUCCCAUCGAGCACAAGAUGACGUUCUCUAUCUCUAUUCUUGUAUCGCUCACUGUAUUUUAUUUGGUUCUAAUCGAACUUAUUCCACCAACCUCACUAGUGCUCCCAUUGAUAGGCCGAUAUCUCUUAUUCACCAUGUUUCUUGUAGCGAUUUCUAUCUUCCUAUCGGUUCUUUCUCUUAAUUACUACCGGAGGGACGGCUCGGCGCAUCCAAUGCCGCACUGGAUACAAGUUGUAUUUGUAGAAACAUUGCCUAAAUAUAUAGGAAUCAAAAAAGCAGAGGAGGAGGAGGUCAGCGAUCGCGGGAGCAGUACAACAGACGUGGGCCAAUUUCUGGAUUCCUCCCGUCGACCUUCACCCUAUUUCUUAACUGUGCCAGCAGGUAUGAAUGAAGAGGAAAAGAAUAAAACCAGGGGAGAACUGAAUAAGAUGAGAUUAUCACAAUUGGCACACCUUCGAGGGCUACAUCCAGAUUUGAUAAGGAGAAUGAUUGACAAUGUGUCGUUCAUUGCCGACCAUUUUCGUGCCAUGAAGAAAGAAGAUAAGAGAGCUUUGGCUAUAGAAAAUCGUUCCGAUUUCUAUUGCGCCGAGCCUCCAUUAAAAAUAAUUCUUAUUGAGAUACUUUUAUCUAAUCAGAUAUCCUCCGACUGGUCGUAUGUUGCCAAUGUUAUUGACAGAUUGGUACUUAUCAUCUUCACCAUGGUGAAUCUUGUUGGAACGAUUCUCAUCAUUCAAAACUCUCCCAUGUUGUUCGACCACACACAGCCUAUGAAAAUCGUAUGUUUUUAUGAGGAUAUAUAG